AUGUUAGAAGUUAAAAUGAAUGUAAAAGCUCUGGUUUUUGUAUUUGGAAUAAUGAUUUGUGUAUUUUAAAUUCCAGUUAAUCAUACAAUAAAGAGAUAAAUAAUUAGAAUCCAUGCAAGAAUUACUCAUAAGAGGAUUGUCGAGAAUAAGAGUAGUGUGGCUUUUAUUUUGGUCAAUGUAUUGACUUCAUAGAUUGCAACAUAUUUGAUAAAGAUAAUUGUUAAGAAUCGUCAUAUAAAUGUGUAUCUGAUGGUUCAAAGUGUGUUUAGAUGUUAGAAUGUAGUGAUUAUAAAACAGAGAAUGGAUGUGCGAAUAAAAAUUAGAAUGGUAAUUAUUGCUUUUGGCUUGUGGGUACAGAGAAAAAAUGUACAAAUGUAAAUUUAUGUGAGUAGUUACCAAUAUAUUUAAAAAGUCAUAGCAUGUGCAACGAGGGUCUUAAUGGGUGUACAAUAAGCGAAUAAGGUUACGGAUGUAUCGAAUAAAUGGAGUCAUGUUCAUAAUAUGUUAAUUAUUUUUAAUGUUUUGAAAGUAAAUAAAGAAAAGAUAAUUGUUUUUGGGAUACAAAAAAUGCAAAAUGUGUUGAAAAGGUGUGCGAAAAUCUACCAUUUACUUAGGAUUAUGAAUGUAAGUCAUAUUUAAGUGAUUGUACAACUAAUGGAAUUCAUUGUGUAAGAAGGAAAUAAUGUAGUGAUGCUUAGAAUAAAUUAGGUUGUAUAUCAGAUGCAUAGGGUAAUAAAUGUGAAUAUCAUGAAAAUUAAUGUAAAAACAAGAGUUGCGAUACUGCUCCAAAUUCACUAUCGAAUUAUCAAUAAUGCUAGGAUUAUGAUAAUCUUUUAGAUUGUGUUACUUCAGAAAUAAAGGGAUGUAAAAAUAGGCCUGUAACAUGUAAUGGUUAUGCUUUUGAAAUUGAUUGUUAUUCAAUAUAAAAAUAAGAUUGUGUUUGGUAUGAAAAUAAGUGUGAAUAAAGAUAAUGUUAUCAUGCUCCAAUUUAUUAUAGUCAUAUAGACUGUCAUCAAUAUGGAAAUUGUAUAGGAAAAUUAAAUGGAGGAUGUUAAAUUACACCUUAAUCAUGCGAAGAUAUAUUGUAAGAAUAGUUUUGUGAAUUAAAUUAUAAUAAAGAAAAGUGUAUUUGGCUUGGAGGUAAGUGCGUCUUGUUAGAAUGUAAUAAGUUAAAAUUACCAUAUUAUAAAAAUCAUAAAAUAUGCUAAUAGGCAAGUUAAUUUUGCACCUUUAAUUUAGAUUCUAUUGGUUGUACAGAUUAUUUAUGUGAAAAUGUCUCAGAAAUAGAAUAUUGUAAAAUUGAUUCAAGUGGUACUGUUUGCACAUUGAAUUAAGGAUGUAUAUAGAAAUAAUGUAAAACUGCUCCUCCAUCUUAUGAUACCAAUUAGAAAUGUGAAGGUUGGAUGCCAAAAUGCACAGUUAAUGUAUAAUUUGUAUAGAAUUAAAAAAUCUUAAUUGGGUGUGUAGAUAAAAAGAUUAGUUGUCAAUUAGCUAUUCAAGAUCAAUGUUAUACAACGAUUUCAGGAUUUAAAUGUAAAUGGGAUGGAAGUAGUUAAAGCUGUAUUGAUCAAGAAUGCACAGAUGCUGAUCCUAAAGUUUAUUUAACAAAUGAUGAUUGUCAAUAAUUUUAAGUGUUUAUCGGUCCUUGCAUUAUAGGAUCAUCUGGAAUUGGAUGUACAAAAUGGCCAACUAAUUGUAAUCAAAUGAUAAAUCAAUAACAAUGUAAAUUGAAUCUUAAAGAUGGAACAAAGUGUUUUUGGACUGGUACUUAUUGUAAAAAAUAAUAAUGUUCUGAUGCUCCUCCAAUUAAUUACACUAAUAAUAUUGAAUGCAACACAUGGUUUAAUAAUUGUAUUUUUAAUCAUUCUCAAGGUGGAUGCAAAGAUAGACCAAUUUCAUUGGCUUGUACGUCUUCUCCAAAUAAUAAUAUGUAUGAUACUCAUUAGGAAUGUUUUGCAUGGAAUCCUAAAUGCACAGUUACUUCCUCAUAUAGUGUUGAAGGAUGUGAACAAAAAAAAGAUAGUUGUUAUGAAUUUAUUAGGCAAAGGAAUUGUAAAACAACUCUAAAUGGUUAAAUUUGUUAUUGGGAUGAUAAAUUAUAAAUGUGUAUGAAUGAAGAUGAAAAUAACAAUGGAGUUGCUGAUUGUGAUAAGAGACUUUAUGGAGAUCUAACUCACCAAGAUUGUGAAGAAUUCAUGCCUAAAUGCACAUUAAAUAAUAUUGUUAGAUCCUGUUAAUAUCUUUCAUACUAUUGCGAUUAUCAAUAUAAAUAAUAAUGCUAAAUUACUAGAUAUUAGUAACCCUGUAAAUGGGAUGAUCUUAAUUAAAGAUGUAAAAAUGUAGUUUGUACUGACAAUACUACUGCUUAAACUGAGGUUGAAUGUUUAAAGUUCAAAUAAUAAAACGAAUGUCAAUUGAAAAUUAAGUCUAAUGGGACUUAUGGAAUUGGUUGUGAGAAUAGACCUACUACUUGUAACUCGAUUACAGACCCUGUUAUAUGUAAAUUAACUCUAACUACUAAUUAGCAUAGAUGCUAUUAUUUUAAUUCUAUUUGUUAGGUUGUACAAUCAAAUUAAUGUGAGGUAAUUACUGAAAGUAAAAGUGAUGAGUUCUGUCAAUUAUAUAAUACUUAAUGUGUUCUAUAAUCAAGUGGGUAAGGAUGUUAUUCAAUGGUUAAUUGUUCAGAUUUGUCCAAUAAGAUUUGCAAUAGCGCUAUAAUGAGAUAUAAUUAAAAAUGUAGUUUUUAAGACAUCUGUCGUUGGGAUUAUGAUUGUUCCCAAAAAUAUCUUUCCUCUAGUCAUUGUAAUGAUUAAAAAACAUAGUUUGGAUAAUUAUGUUAAUAUAUAUAUUAAUGUCCGUAUUAUUGUAACUACUAUUGCCGUUUAUAAACAACAUAAAAGAAUUUAACCUUUUCAUCCUCAGCCACCCUUUUAGACAAAUAUAAAUAAUGUCAAGUCUAUUCAUCUUCAUAUAGGUAUGAUACAAAUUGUAAUUGUUGUGUAAUAUUGACUUCAUGUAAUUCGUAGAUCGGUUCAGAACCUCUUUGUAAUUUAUCAAUUGAUCAAUCUAGAAGAUAAUGUGGAUAUAAUUAAUAAACAUAGACUUGUGAAGAUAGAAAAUGCGAACAUUUGACCUCCAGUCAACCAAUUUCAAGAUAACUUUGCUUUGAAUGGAAAUAUAAUUGUGUUUAUGAUGCUACUGGCUGUAAGACCUUCUCAGGUGAUUGUACAACUAUUGGCUUUAUUUAAUAAUGUUAUUCCUUUUCAUGUUAAUGGUAAGAUGGUAAGUGCGUAAACUAUGUUAAUUGUGAACUUAACACAACUGCAGUAACGAAUCGAGAAUGUUUAUUAAUAAAUAGCAGUUGUUGCAGAUUAAAUUACAACAAAGGCUAAGGAUGUGCUUUUACAAAUUGUAUUCAAAUCACAAGCUCUACAAUAUGUAAUUCAGCAUAACUUGCUAAUGGAGAAAGAUGUAGAUGGGAUAAUUAUUAUAGCAAGUGCUACAACAAAUAUUGUUAAGAGUAUGCAAUAUAAUCUGAUUGCGAAAGCAGUUAUGGUUAUAUUUCACCAAUAGCCACAAAAUGUUAUUGGUGUUCUAAUUACUCUACCAAAUGUACUAAUAAUAGUUACUGUAAUUCAAGUAGCAUGACUUCAUAUAAAUCACAUUAAGAUUGCAACAGUGUAAAUGUCUUAACAACAAUCUAAUUUAUAAUAAGUGCAAAGUGCACAGUCAAAUUAUAAAGAUGUUCAGAUUACAAAUAUCAAGAGGCAUGUAAAAAAACAAUAGAUGGUCUAGAAUGUUAUUGGUAUUCUAAUACUUGUUUAAAUAUUUGUGAAGCUGCAUUUUAUUUAAUAUCUUCCCAUACAAACUCAUCUUGUCAUAGUUGGCAUGCUUCUUGUAUGUAACUGAAUAGUUCAGAAUGCCAAACUCUAGAUUGCAAUUUGUUAACAACGAGUGCUAACUGUGCUAUUUUUACUGAAAAAUGCUUUUGGGAUGGUUCAAACUGUUAAAGCAUUGGUGAUUGUAGCAAAUAUUCUACAAAUACCUUGUGCUUAAAUACAAGUAAUUCAUAAGAUAUCCCUUGUUUUUGGAAUGGUACUCUAUGUUUAGAAAAAACAUGUUCAAAUAAGCCAACUCUUUCUUUAAAUCAAAGUGAAUGUGAUAGUUGGUUGCUUAAUUGUUAAUGGAAUGUCAAUAAUAAUUAAUGCGUUUAAGAUUGUACCUAAGCAAAUAUUUCAAAUAACACUCAUUAACUAUGCGAAGCCUAUUAUUUAAAUAAAAGUUGCACCGUCAAACUAGAUUUAAUUCAAUGCGUAGAUCUUCCAUUUUCUUGUCCUUUAGCAAAGAAAACCUAAUGUUAUAUAGAUCAAUCUGGAAAUGAAUGCUACUUUUAGGUAUCAUCAGGUCAGUGUGUUAAUUUAUUAUGUUCAAACUUGCCAUCAUCAUAUAAAAAACAUGAAACAUGUAAUUAAAGAUUAAAAUCUUGCACAGUUAAUACAACUUUGAAUGGAUGUUAAUAAUUAACUGAUUGUAGUAAUUAUUCAAUCCAAGAUCAAUGCUAAAUUGAUUCAAAUAAAAUAGAAUGUGAGUGGAUAAUAAGUGAAAAUAAAUGUACAAUUAAGGAAUGUUCAACUGCACAAUUACCUAUUUAUUCAGCACAUAGUUGUCAAUAAUAUUUUGGCGAUUUGUGUACAGUAAAUGCAAAUUAGGAUGGAUGUGAGAUAGGUUAAGCUUUGUGCAUGAAAUAUACUUAUAAUUAAUGCAAAAGUGAUGGGUAAAUGAAUUUAAGUGGAGUAGAUUGUUUCUGGAAUGAAGAGAAAAGCAUUUGUUUAGAAAGGAUAUGUGAAAAUGGACCUCCACUUGCCUAAUCUCAUUCAGAUUGUGUAGGAUUUCUUUCUACAUGUUAAAAGGGUGGUUGCCGUAUAAAGGGAUGUUUUGAUUACAAUUAUGCUAUAGACACAGCUUGUGCUUCAAUAUUUGAAGACAAGAGAUGUGUAACCAAUGGAUAUCAAUGUGUUCUACGAAAUAAUUGUGAAGAUGUUAAAAUCAUUGAUGGUUGCACAUUUGAUAUCAAUUUAAAUCCUUGUGUUUGGAUUAAUGAAAAAUGUUAAAUUAAAACUUGUGGAACUGCAUCAGUAUCUCUUAAUAAAUAUUUGGAAUGUAAUGAAUAUUUUCCAAAUUGCACAGUUAAAUAAGGAGGUGGAUGCACUAAGAAACAAACUUGUGAAAAUUACUAAAUAAAAGAAGCUUGCUUUACUGAUAGUGAAAAUGUAGAAUGUAUUUGGGAUGAUUAUUUAAAUUAAUGCUUUUCUAAUUAAUGCAUGGAUUUUUGUGGGGAUGGUGUUGUUUCCAGUAAAGAGGAAGAGUGUGAUGAUGGCAAUUAUUUACCCUACGAUGGUUGUUAUAAAUGUCAAGUUUAAUGUCCAUAAGGAUGCAAUGUUUGUAAUGGUAGAAUAUGUGAAGAUUGUUAAAAGAAUGGGUGGCUAUUGAUUAAUGGUGUUUGUACUUCAAAAUGUGGAGAUGGUUAUACAGUUGGGAGCGAAUAAUGUGAUGAUGGAAACUAUAUUGAAUUUGAUGGUUGUUAUUAGUGUUCCUUUUCUUGUCACCAGAAGUGCCUUAAUUGUUUUUAAGGAUUAUGUUUAUAAUGUGAGUUUGGAUACUUAGAAGAUGGAUCAUAAUGUCAUAAUAUUUGUGGGGAUGGAAAUCUUAUUUAACAAAUAGAAUAAUGUGACGAUGGGAAUUAGUAGAAUAAUGAUGGAUGCAGCAAUACCUGUGAAGUGGAAAAAAAUUGGAAAUGUCAUUAAGAAAAUAAUAUUAGUUAAUGUAAAUAUCUUAUUCUUCCUAUGAUUACACUUACAAAACUCACAAAAACAAAUUCAGAUAAUCAAGAAUUCCAAUUAUCAUUUUCAGAAAAAGUACGUUUGAAUGUUAAUGGCAUUAGUGAAGAACAAUUUCUUCAGAUGAUUGUUGUUGUAUUGGAAAAUGCAAAUCAUAAUGAAUACGAUGUUGAAAUCAAACCCAUAAUCUCUAUCACUACUUAAUUAACUGAUGUAGCUUAUAAGAUAUUAGUCUAUUUCAAAAGUAAAAUUUAAAAUCCUUUACUAAAAGUAACAAUCUUAUGUGAAAAUAUUGUUAAUAUAUAAGACAAUUCUUUAUAUUCAAAUGAAGUAAAGUUAGUAUUAAAAUCUCCUAACAAAAUGUCAAAUGAUCAAAAAUCCCUAAUUCAGAAAACUGCCUUUCUAAGUAGAAUUGUUAUGUAUAUCAUCUUGAUUGUAAGUGGUAUAGCUUUUUUGUUUGGUAAUUUAGAAAUUUUAUGGAAUCUCCUUGAUAUGCUUUAAUAAUUAUCAUAUAUGAAAUUUCACAAUCUAUAAUUCCCAGAAAACUUAAAAAUCUAUUUUGAAAUUUUUAGUAUUGGUUCUUUUACUCCCAUAAUUAAUUUCUUUUAAACAGAUAUAUAUUUACAAAAUUUAUUUGAUUACUAAAUUCCAAUCAUACCAGCUAAAUGGAAAUUUGAAGAGUAUGAGAUUAAUUGUUACUUUUUGAAUAACUUUUAAACAUUAAUCAUUCUAAUUAUAAUUGGAUUUGCUUAUUUUUUAGUUUCAUUUUUCUUUUAUAAAUUCCUAAUUUUAAUUAAAUAUUAAAAUUGGCCGACUAUUUUUUACAAAAGUAAAUCAUAAAGUCUAUUUAAAUUUGUCAGAUUGAUUUUCUCCUUUUAGAAGUUGGCAAGAAAAUAAUGUUCGUAUUUUGUUUAUUCUGGAUUAAUCAGAAUUCUUACAUCAAAUUAUUACGAAUUAACAUUUGCAUCAAUUUUAUAAAUUGCCAAUUACAAUAUUGAUACUACUUUAAAUACAACUAUUUUAUUAAUUGCACUAAUUACAUUACAAUUCAAUCUAAUCCUCAUAGUGUUAUUUUUUUCUUAUUUAAGCAAAAAAGAUAAAGUAAGCAAGAAGCUAUCAGUCUUAGUAGAAGGAAUAAAUAAUCAUUUUUCAUAAGGAUCUAAACAAUAUGUUACUAUAUUGUUGAUAAAAAAAACUUUAUUCUUGUUUAAUUUAAUUGUAUUAUAAGAACUUUUGGGUGCUCAGAGUCUUAUUACAGCUUGUUUAUCAGGAGUAUUUUCUUGUUAUAUUUAUAUUUAUAAACCUUUUGAGAACAAUUAUGAAAAUUUGAAAAUCUUCAUCACCGAAAUUAUGAUUAUGCUUAAUGUUAUACUCUUUUCUGUUUAUGAUAUUAUCAAAUUCAAUUAAAAUAAAGACUCAGCUGAAGUUUUAGGUUGGAUUAAUGUAGGUGGUUUCACAUUGAUCCUUAUUUUCACCUUGUUAAUUGAUAUAUACUAAUAAUUAUUAAAAUAUAUAAGGUAGCUUAGAAAAAAUUUUAUCAAUUAGAAGAAAAAUAUGAAAUCAAAGAAUUUUAUAUUUUUUGCAAUUUGA
Molecule: messenger RNA, 7427 nt
Organism: Paramecium primaurelia
Lineage: Eukaryota; Ciliophora; Oligohymenophorea; Peniculida; Parameciidae
Source: the annotation of a GenBank genome assembly